ACGAGUAUCUUCCUGCUCUUCAGCAUCGUCGCACUCUUCCUUUCGGCGUCCGUUGUCCUCGCCAAGGAGGAGAUCCUCUCCGAUGUUGAUUCGGACGCGGGCCUCAACACCGCGCAAAUCAUCCAAGCCAGAGGAUACCAAGUCGAGCUCCACAAGGUCACAACGACCGACGGCUACGUGCUCACGAUGCACCGCAUCCCCAAGAGCUACGACGAAACGCAGUCGGGCUCCGCUGCCGCCGCCAACAAGCCCGUCGUCAUCCUGCAGCACGGCCUGCUCGACAGCUCGUACACUUGGGUCCUCAACUACCGCCACCAGAGCUUGGCCUUCAUCCUCGCUGACCUCGGUUACGACGUUUGGCUCGGCAACAACCGAGGCACCACGUGGUCCAAGGAACACAAGUACUACAGCACCGACGACGAGAGGUUCUGGGACUUCACGUGGGAGGACAUGGGCAAGCACGACCUCCCGGCCAUGAUCAAGGCCGCACUGAGUGUCUCGGGCCGGUCCACGCUCAGUUACGUCGGCCACUCGGAAGGCACCACGCAGGCGUUCGUCGGCUUCUCGCACGACCAGGAGCUCGCCAUGUCGGUGUCCUACUUCGGAGCGCUCACGCCAGUGGCGUGGGCUGGGGAUGCGACGUCGCCGGUCUUCGUCGCGCUGGCCAAGACGUACAUGGACACGUGGGUGCAGGCCUUCGGCGCGAAGGAGUUCCUGCCCAACAACCCGCUCCUGCAGAACCUCUUGGGCUCCACUCUGUGUGCCUGGGCUGACGAGAUCUGCGACGGCUUCUUUGACUUGAUCGGUGGGCCCUCGGACAACGUCAACUCCUCACGAGUGCACGUGUAUGUGACGCAGACCCCCGCGGGUACUUCGGCCAAGAACAUGGGCCACUAUGCGCAAGGCAUCCGGGACAACACGUUCGCCUCGUACGACUACGGCUGCAACUGCGACCCCAGCGCGGGCAUCGACGCGUGCUCGGAGUUCGACUGCGUGAACAAGGCCAAGUACGGCUCCUUCAACCCGCCAGCCUUCCCCAUUCAGAACAUGGUGUACCCGCGCACGGGCUUCUACAACGGAGCUCGGGACACGUUGGCGACGCAGGCCGACAUCAGCAAGCUGCGAGCUGGUCUUCCCCGCGGCACCAUCGUGUUCGACAAGACGGUCGACUUCGGCCACAUCGACUUCACG
Messenger RNA from Phytophthora sojae, 1191 nucleotides. RefSeq lists its product as hypothetical. Gene Ontology annotation, molecular function: hydrolase activity, acting on ester bonds. The annotation marks the transcript as partial. Gene Ontology annotation, biological process: lipid metabolic process. NCBI's taxonomy places the organism in Eukaryota, Oomycota, Peronosporomycetes, Peronosporales, Peronosporaceae. The transcript has a single exon. The record is from RefSeq and is a predicted model, not a curated record.